AGCCUUUCUUAGUUUCGCCGGUACUUUGUGGCAGGAGCUCGCCGCCCGCGGUCCCGGGCCGGGGGCUGGGGGUGAGAUCUGUGGCUGUACGGACCUUGGGCGGGCUGCUAGAGGGAGAUUGGCGCCGGGCCCAUCCAGGUGGAGUCGGUACGGAGGCCUGGUGAACCUGGCCUCUUUCUUCCCUCUCCGCCGGGCUCCCGCAUCGCCGCCUGCUGGGCCCCCGCUCGGCUUUGCUUUCUGCUGGACGGUGUUUAUAUUUGCCUUUCACUCGGAUAUUGAGAAUUGGCUGACCAACUGAUCAUGUGCAGCACUAUCUAGGUGGUAUGCAGUCUUUUGGUCAGUUGGAUAAUAAGCCACACCCAUGGAACCAGACAAUGACAUUGCACUGGAUAUUUUGAUAACAAAUGUGGUCUGUGUCUUUAAAACAAGAUGCCAUUUAAAUCUGCGAAAGAUUGCACUGGAAGGAACAAAUGUGAUCUACAAAAGAGAUGUUGGGAAGGUGUUAAUGAAACUGAGAAAACCCAGGAUAACAGCAACUAUUUGGUCUUCAGGGAAAAUUAUAUGCACUGGAGCUACAAGUGAAGAAGAUGCAAAAACUGGUGCUCGAAGACUAGCCCGUCUUCUGCAGAAACUGGGUUUUCAGGUAAAGUUUGCUGGUUAUAAAGUUGUCAACGUUCUGGCUGUAUGUACUAUGCCAUUUGAAAUAAGGCUACCAGAAUUCACCAAAAAGAAUCGUCCAGUUGCAAGCUAUGAACCAGAACUUCAUCCUGCAGCAUCUUACAGAAUUAAAGCAUUAAAGGCUACACUUCAAAUCUUUUCAACGGGCAGUAUAACAAUUACAGCACCCAGUAUACAGUGCGUUGCUACUGCAGUGGAACAAACCUAUCCAUUGAUUUUUGAGUCCAGAAAGAUGAUCAAAUAACCAUUCCUAUUAUGGGACCAUCUCUGGUGAUUUUGAGUGGAUGACUACAGACACAAAGUUUGCCAUAUAACUAUUCUGGGAAUGAACAUAUAGCAAAUGAGAGACUGUGAGAAUAUAUGAACACAAUGCAAAUGUAUUCAUAUUGGGAUGUUAAUAUUGUUUUAUUGUGAACUGUUUACAUGACAUGAUGCUGCUGUUUUUCUUAAGAGAGCCCUCCUUAUAGUCUCUGCAGUAAGGGAACAGGAUUGUAAAAUGUGCACUACAUUUAAAGUUGAACCAUUUUUUCUGGUUGAGCUUUGUGUUUUAUUGUGAGGUCAUUUUUUUAAAAAAAAACGUUAUGCUGUAUAUGAAAACCAAAGAUGCCACCAAUGUUAUUGUUCACUUGGUUAUAGUGUUUAAAUAAAAUUAAUAGAUGUGUAUUUAAUUUUAAGUAAGAACCCUGCUAUAAGUCAUAAGUUAUUGAAGAAUUUAUAAAUGUUACAAAAUAAAUUUUACAUUCAUUGGUAAAUCCAAAAUAUUAUUUGUAAAAGCUAUUUUGACUACAACAGGUCCUCACAAGUAAGGAUUGUGGAUGGUCAAAUUAUCUUAAAUUCAGGUAGAAUUUAAAGUUUAUUUUUUAAAAAGAAUGCAUAUUUGGUGAGCUAAUGAAAAUGGAGGGUUCCUAAAUUUGGAAUCAAAUCACAUCCUAUUAAUUAGAAAAGGUAGUGCAUCAAACCUUUCCCAGAUUUUAGGGUAUUGAAAGAUCACUUAAAUAUUUGCAUGGCUGCUUGUUGAUCUUAAUUUUUAAAAUUGAUCAGAUAAGCUAAAAAAUUACUUCAUAUACAGCAUCAAAUGGAUCCUAAAAGGCACUGUAAAUUUGUUUUUAUUAAAAUAGUUACAUGCAGUGAUGCAUACUGUAUAUCAACCAUUGGAAAUAUAUCAAAAUGUAGAAACAAGUAUCGCAUUAAGAUUUUAAAGCAGUAACUUAGAAUUUUUUCUGUAUUAGGAAAAAAAAAUUUGGAAUGAACUUAAUAGCCCAUAAUGCUGCAGAAGUUAAUUUUAAAAUUAUACCGGAAGCCUCAUACCUUUUCAAUAAAGAGAAUCUCACUGUUGGUGAGUUCCAGGUGUUUGUCAUUUAUACUUUGCUACAGACCGAUCAGUGUAAUUUUGAGUUAUGAAUCUUUCAUACUCCAAAAAGAAUAGCUGCAACUAUUUAUUACCAGUGAGAUUUCUUCCCUACACCGAAAUUAUACUUGAAAGUAAGUGCUUUAUGAGCACAGCGUUGUUUUGACGUUCUUAAAUUCAACUUUUAGCAAGUAUUGCAUAUGUAACUUUUUUUUAAACUAAGAUCUUCAUUAAUGCCCGUCCACAGUUUCUAAUAGAAAAUUCAGUAGUUACAGUUUGGCUCUACGUAAUAAACUAUAACAUUGUCAGUAUUUCAUCAUAUUUGAUUUUAUAAUGAGAACUAGAUUUUCAAUCAAUAAAUUGUAAAAGAUGUUUGGAAAAACUUGAGGAUCGUACUGUAGAAAGCACACUGCACCGUAGCAGUGAAUGUGAUCAUUGAUUCAGCGUCCCUGUUUCCAGCCGAACCCUUGUUCCUCAGGUUGAGUGUCUAUCCUUGAGAACUGCACAUAGUACCUGUUUGAUACAAGAAUACCCCACUGAAUUUCAAUAAGUUGUCUUUAUCAUUGCAAUGUCAUGUAAUCUGCAAACAAAAAUUUUUCAAUUAUACGGCAUCUAAAUUCAAAUCAAAAUUUACUUGGAACAUAAUCCUUUGAGUACUGGAUAGCACUUUUGAAUAGCAUCUAUUUUCUGUUUUGUAGGACAAUUAUGUUUGUUUUUUGUAAAUUUUCAGUUCUCAACAAAGUUGAAGUAGAUGGAUGUACUCAAUUGUAACAUACCAAUUUACAAUAUUCACACAAUAAAUGUAAUCUUAACUUUA
Molecule: messenger RNA, 2843 nt
Organism: Pristis pectinata (smalltooth sawfish)
Lineage: Eukaryota; Metazoa; Chordata; Chondrichthyes; Rhinopristiformes; Pristidae
Gene: tbpl1
Product: TBP-like 1
Exons: 8
Coding region: 362-922 (186 amino acids)
Biological process (GO): DNA-templated transcription initiation
Molecular function (GO): general transcription initiation factor activity; DNA binding
Source: RefSeq, a predicted model, not a curated record